AUGAAGGUCCGAAAAGUCUCGCCAUUCCUACUCCUCCUCGCUCCAUCCCUGGUCCGAAGCGCUACCCACGACAUUUCUUCGCAAUGGCAGCCUUUACUACGGAAAAGAGACGGGAGCAGUUUGCAGGCGCGGCAGGAAGCUGAGGUGCCGUUAGACCAGGCUGGUGCCGUGAAAAAUGUACCGGGCUCGAGACCUUGGCGAGGGACGGAGGAUGCGCCCGUAGAUGGGCUGGAUGGGAAACCACAUGCCGGGCCCUUUGUGGACAUGACGCCUGAUGAGGUGGAUAGAGAUGCAUCGAAUGCCCCGCCCGAAUCAUUGGCCAAGUUUGCAAGCAGCGCAGACGAGCGGUGGAGGCUGGAAGACAUUCCUGCGCGCAAUGACGGAGUGAUGAACGACGAUACUCGCGUCGCGCCCAAGAAAGGUACCACGGGCACCGAAGGCGGCAUCAGUGAGAAGGAGAGAUUACGGAAAGAAGCCGGUGCCACAUCCACAAGCAACACCCCGCAGGAACCCAAGGCCGCGCCGCCUCAGCAACUCAUCGAAGCGGAUUUCGACGAGAGUGCCGAUUCGUCGCAAAAGAGCAGCACAUACCUCACGGGGUUCGAGCGGCCUGAAGACCUCCCCGACCGCCCACAUGACAUCCCCUUCCCGGACCGCGUCGGCAGUAAGAGUACGCGCGACUCCGAGGAGCCGCCCGUGGACGGCACCAACAACGGCUGGCUAAAAGACACCAUGCCCUACACCGAGGGAAAGACAAACCCCAAACCUCCCCAGUCUGCCCGCACCAACCCCACCACCAAAGCGCCCCUCCUCACCAACCUGCUCUCCGACGACUCGGAAAGCUGGCACGAGUGGUUCCACUCCUUCGUCCUCUCCCUAACCAUGAUCCUCUUCUCCGAAAUCGGCGACAAGACCUUCCUCGUCGCCGCCCUGAUGGCAAUGCGCCACUCGCAACUCCUCGUCUUCUCCGCCGCCUUCUCCGCCCUCACCGUCAUGACUGUCCUCUCCGCCCUCCUCGGCCACGUCUUCCCCACCCUGCUGCCCAAACGCCUUACCACCCUCGCGGCCGCCAUCCUCUUCCUCAUCUUCGGCGCGAAAAUGCUGCGCGAAGGCCUCGCCAUGCCGCGCGACGCCGGCGUCGGCGAAGAAAUGCAAGAAGUCGAAGCGGAGCUGGAAGAGAAAGAACACAGCAUGCAAGCGCACGACCGCGCCUCCUCGCGCCGCCGCUCCUCUGCCGCCGGCGGUACAUCUCCCUACGCCCUCGAAGCAGGCCGCGGCCGCAGCAGCACCAACAACAACCACCAAACCCACACGAUCAGAAUCCCCGGCUCCAACGGCGCGGGCCCCUCACCCCCGCUCUCGCGCUCCCCUAGCCCAUCUGGCGCGCGCAAACCCUCCCUCUCCGGCCUCAUGAACCUGUGCUCCCUCGUCCUCAGCCCAGCGUGGGUGCAGACGUUCAUCAUGACCUUCCUGGGCGAGUGGGGCGAUCGCUCGCAAAUCGCGACAAUCGCCAUGGCCGCGGGCCAGAAUGUGGUGAAUGUGACGCUGGGCGCGCUGCUCGGGCAUGCGUGCUGUACGGGUUUGGCGGUUGUGGGGGGCAGGGCGCUGGCGGGGAAGGUUAGUUUGAGAGUUGUGACGAUUGGAGGCGCGGUGGCCUUUUUGGCUUUUGGAGUGAUAUAUCUGUACGAAUGCGCGACGGAAUAA
This is a messenger RNA of Neohortaea acidophila, 1704 nucleotides long. RefSeq lists its product as uncharacterized. The transcript has 2 exons. Gene Ontology annotation, cellular component: Golgi apparatus; fungal-type vacuole membrane. The coding region runs from base 1 to 1704 and encodes 567 amino acids. Lineage: Eukaryota; Fungi; Ascomycota; Dothideomycetes; Mycosphaerellales; Teratosphaeriaceae. Gene Ontology annotation, molecular function: calcium ion transmembrane transporter activity; manganese ion transmembrane transporter activity. The record is from RefSeq and is a predicted model, not a curated record. Gene Ontology annotation, biological process: Golgi calcium ion transport; calcium ion transmembrane transport; Golgi calcium ion homeostasis.